Messenger RNA from Rattus norvegicus (Norway rat), 1515 nucleotides. It is a transcript of the gene Castor1, whose product is annotated as cytosolic arginine sensor for mTORC1 subunit 1. The record is from RefSeq and is marked provisional. The transcript is spliced from 9 exons. Lineage: Eukaryota; Metazoa; Chordata; Mammalia; Rodentia; Muridae. The coding region runs from base 59 to 1054 and encodes 331 amino acids. Gene Ontology annotation, cellular component: GATOR2 complex; cytosol. Gene Ontology annotation, biological process: negative regulation of TORC1 signaling; cellular response to amino acid starvation; cellular response to L-arginine. Gene Ontology annotation, molecular function: molecular sensor activity; arginine binding; identical protein binding.
CCGCAUCGCCUCCUGCCUAGGUCUAGCUGGCGGCGAGGCCAGGGCUGCGGGAUCUGCGAUGGAACUUCACAUCCUAGAGCACCGGGUGCGAGUACUGAGCCUCGCGCGUCCGGGCCUCUGGCUCUACACCCACCCGCUCAUCAAGCUGCUCUUCCUGCCCAGUCGCAGCCGGUGCAAGUUCUUCAGCCUGACUGAGACUCCGGAAGAUUACACACUCAUGGUGGAUGAAGAGGGCUUUAAAGAGCUACCCCCAUCCGAGUUCCUGCAAGUGGCGGAGGCCACGUGGCUGGUGAUGAACGUGUCUCACAGUGGCUCGGUGGUGCAGGCUGCUGGAGUUACCAAGAUUGCCCGGUCUGUCAUUGCCCCGCUGGCUGAACACCACGUGUCUGUUCUGAUGUUGUCCACGUACCAGACAGACUUCAUCCUGGUACGGGAGCAGGACCUGUCUGUGGUGAUCCACACGCUGGCCCGAGAGUUUCAAAUCUACCGUGAAGUAGGCGGGGAGCCUGUGCCUGUCACGGGGGACGAUUCCAGCAAUGGCUUUCCCCAAGCCCAGCACGGGCCCAGUCCCACGGUGCAUCCCAUUCAGAGCCCACAGAACCGCUUUUGUGUCCUGACACUGGACCCUGAGACGUUGCCGGCUGUUGCCACCACCCUCAUCGAUGUCCUCUUCUACUCGCACAGUGUCCCCAAGGAGGCAGCCUCGGGUGGUCCUGAGUCAACUUCCAUUCCAUUCUUCGCCUUCUCCCUCAUUGAGGGUUACAUCUCCAUUGUCAUGGACGCAGAGACCCAGAAAAAGUUCCCCAGUGACCUCCUGCUGACCAGUUCUUCCGGGGAGCUGUGGAGGAUGGUGCGCAUCGGGGGACAGCCCCUGGGCUUCGAUGAGUGUGGGAUUGUGGCCCAGAUCGCGGGCCCCCUGGCGGCUGUCGAUGUCUCCGCUUACUACAUCAGCACUUUCAACUUUGACCAUGCGCUGGUUCCUGAAGACGAGAUCAGCUGUGUCAUUGAUAUACUCCAGCGAAGGCAGGAAGGCCUGGCUUCCAAAGAUCCAUAGGGAACAGCAGACCCAACACCGUCUUACCCCCCUGGGCUUUCAGAGACUUUUCUGAGCUAUUUCCUGAAGCUUCAGAGUGAGCCCCUGAUUCUGCCAAGGGAUCCCGGUUCUGCCGUUUGUACGUAAGCCAUAUGGAGCUGGAACUUGUGGUUGUGGACAUGUCUGCCCACAGAAGACACCUUGGUGCUUGGGGCUUAGACCCUCGACCCAACACUUUCUAUGUGACCUCAGCAUUGCGGUGCCUGGCUGCGUGCCUGCCUACAGCUCGGGCUGCCUCUCACCUGGCUAAGGCUCAUGUCCCCCAGGGCUGGGCUCUGAUCUCCAGCCUGGGACCCAGCCAGAUGAGUUCCCACAGUGCACUCCCUUCUUGGGGCUCUGAAAGAAGAAUUACAUCUCACUUUUAUUUUCGUGACUGUUUAAAUAAAUAAAAGACUUGGCGGGGCUGUGCCCUCUGGUUCCGA